UUUAACUUUCUAUUGAAUUGUUAUUGAUUAGUUCAUUAGUUUAUGGUGCAUUUCUUCGCAUGUAUAUGACAGGCAUAUUAUUAACUGUAAUCUCAAGUCGAUCAAUCAGACAUUUUCGUUGAUGAUAAGUGGUCAAAAUUAAAAUCAAGUGUCUGGAGACCACCCCUCAGGUGAAUUUUAAUUUUUAAAAUCUGUACGUCAUAUGCCAUUACUUUUUAUAAUGAAUAUAAUUAAUUGUUCACAAAGGAAGUAGGAAAAUCCUUAUACAAAGAUUGAAACAAAAUGCCUACAUCGGGUAAAACUGCGAUCCCAUUUGAAGGCACGAAUCCAGAGGAAACAAACGAUGCAUAUUUUGUACAAACUCCCAAUAACCAAGGAAAUGUUUCCGGCGAAGAGUCUGACGUGUCAUUCACAGCAGAUCUGCAAAGUUCUGGAGAAGAAAGUCUUGAAGAACAAGGUGUAACGCGUACUUCACGAACCACAUUGAAUCUGGAGUACGACAACAAUCCAAGCAAUUUACAGCAGGACACUUCUACAUGUAUAUCAUCUGCAGCACAUGCAUUAGGUGCAGCAAAACAAACUGGCUCUAGCCUGGCAACAACCUCAGCAGCUCCAGCAUUCAACUUAACAGAGGGAGGAAUUGCAGGACAUACUUUGUAUAGGAAUACACAAAAAUCAGGAACUAUAGGUGGCUUUGUCUCAGAUUCAGAUUCCCCUAUAGGUUUAUUUAGUGUUGCAAAUUCUGGUCUUGGUAGUACAGGUCAAACACUAGAAGGGCCGAACAUAAAUGCUAGGUUGAAUGCACAGAAUAAACCUUCUAGCGUUAGGGAACAAGUUAGUUUCAGUGCAAGAAAACCAGUCAAUUCCGGAUCAACGCAAGAUGACAAUAUCUGUAUCAUUUCCAGAGACGAGUCUGUUAACGACGAUGUCAUAAUAGAUGAGAGACCAGUGACACCACACACAGCAGGGGGAAUGAGCGCGGGAACCAGUAUGUAUGGGAAUGCACUAAAUAAACCAGGAGGACAAGGUGCCUUUAGCUCAGCUGCCCAAACAGAGGACAAAUUCCCUGAUAAAGAAGAUGAGGCUCAUUCAAACUUAACAGUAGCGAAAGGAUACAAACCAAAAGAAAAGAGGCCGAAAGAUCACCAGAUAGAUCCGCCCAGCUUAAUAAAAGAUGUUAUGUGUCACGUUUGCUCUGUCGAGGUGUCUAACAUUGUUUUUCUGCCAUGCAGCCAUUUGUAUUGUUGUGAGAGUUGUGCAAAUAAAGAACCAAAGUGUAAAAUAUGUCGUAAACAAGUUGAAAAGAAAUUGAAGGUAUACAGGAAUUAAGGUAGUUCUGCAUGUUCGGACUGAUUUUUUUACUACAAUAAAGAAAUUCAAAUUAAUAAAUUAUGAAUAAUUUAGUAACUGUUUAGGUUCCGUUUUUAAGGAUAUAUGUUGCAAUAUAGAUAACAUACUGUAUAAGUUUAAAAUAUGAUUAACCCAUCCAACGCCAUUUUAAGGCCUAUGCUAUUUUGAAAUUACGAAUUAGGUGGGUUGGGUACAUGAUAUUAUUUCUGAUUAAUUUCGAAGUUACUGUAAAACAAACGUUAUUCCAAUGUGACAAUACAUCAAAACCAUGAAGACAAGUGCUGAACUCUUACUUUAAUUUAAAAAGUAAAGUGGGAAAAGUUAUCAGUAUGUUCGUGUCACAAUUUUCGGGGUAAGUAUUCUAUGUCAUCGUGCAUAACUGCAAAAAACUAUAACAUACAUAAUAAAGCUAAACUAUCCGUGUAAAUGAGCUGAGAGCUAUUUUUCUAUUUCCGUUUAUUACUUUUCUAAAAAACACAUUACAAUUUACCAGGUUUUGGCAAAAUUUGUCAUUGUUGUGCACAUCCCUUUACACAUUAAAGAAGUCCGAACUAUAGGUAUGGUGUGCGAGAGGGGCCUGAGCGCUUACGUAGUGCUCAUUUACAGGAAUUGUACUGCUCAUAUAUUUAUGAAUUUUAUAGGUAGAUAGAAUUAUUUAUGUCAUUGUUGUACAUUUGGAGCAAUAUGUUAAUUUAUAUACUACGGUAAAAGCCAAUCAAUGAAUUCCUUUUAUACCGUUGAACCAAUCGUGAAACGGCAUCUUCCUUCUUCGUCAGCAUUCAAGAGUGAAUAGCACGCUUCUUUCUUUAAUUUUAUUUUGGCUAAUUUCUGGUUUUAUCAUAUCACCACAUGCCAUUCCGCCUCCUCUUUCAAGUGACAAUUUUCUAAUUUUGAAAGAUUUUUCUUAAUAUGCAAAUUCAUCUACAUUUCUUGAUAUGCUUUCGGCGGUUAUAUCCGCCCUAAUAUGUGAAUAUAUAUAUAUUUGUUAUGGUAUUGGACUGUAACUCCAUUCAGAUAUGAGAACAUAUAUAUUUGUUAAGGACGGUAUGUUUCGCCCAGAUAUGUGAAAAUAUAAAUUUGUUAAGGUAU
This is a messenger RNA of Mercenaria mercenaria, 2439 nucleotides long. RefSeq lists its product as uncharacterized. The record is from RefSeq and is a predicted model, not a curated record. The coding region runs from base 283 to 1329 and encodes 348 amino acids. NCBI's taxonomy places the organism in Eukaryota, Metazoa, Mollusca, Bivalvia, Venerida, Veneridae. The transcript is spliced from 8 exons.